ACAGUCAUUGUAUGUUAUACGCAGUGGAAGAGAAAGGACACACACACACACACUUUUAUUUUUAACUUUGAAAACACGCUCAGGGAAGGCGGCUCACGCGCGUGUUAACAAGUGACAUUUAGUUUGGCGCAAGAUCGCCCCGGAAACCUGAGAGUGCGCCUGGUCAGUAGAGAAGUUACCGGGAACCUGAGAGUGCGCCUGGUCAGCAGAGAAAUGCGGUUUACUGUGUGCUCCAUAGACUUCGAAAAAAAAACAAGAGUGAACGUAGAAGUUUGUGGACACGCUUUGACAGUAACUUCAACAUGGGUUUACUCCUAUAAUGGAGGAAUAGAGAACCCCGUCCGGGACUAACAGCGAUAUUACACAUCAUCACCACAUCAUCAUCCCCGUCAAUGAAGACUGCAGGCAUGGCCCUGUUCAAGCAGCAGAGAGUGGAGGAUUUCUACCACAUCGGAGAAGAAUUAGGAAGUGGUCAGUUUGCCAUCGUGAAGCGUUGCCGGGAGAAGAGCACAGGUCUGGAGUUCGCCGCUAAGUUCAUCAAGAAACGUCAGAGCAGAUCCAGCCGGCGGGGGGUCAGGAGGGAGGAGAUAGAGAGAGAGGUCAACAUCCUGCAGCAGACACAACACCCCAACAUAGUCACCUUCCACGACGUCUACGAGAACCGCACUGACGUGGUGCUCAUCCUGGAGCUGGUGUCAGGAGGAGAGCUGUUUGACUUCCUGGCCCAGAAGGAGUCUCUGAGUGAAGAGGAAGCCACUCAGUUUAUCAAACAGAUUCUACAGGGGGUCCGCUACCUACACUCUAGGAAGAUAGCACACUUUGAUUUGAAGGUGUGUGUGUGUUUGUGUGUUUGUGCCCUCUUAGGGCACCCAGAGAUGGAUCCCAAGAAGGUCAAGGCGGUCACGAAUCACCACACCUGCCACGGCCAAGGAGACCCCCACCUCCCAGAUAUAGACGAAGUAGCCCACACAGUCCGCUCGGAUACUGAUCCAGGAGGUCAGGGAAUCCCUGCAGUAUCUGGUGGACUGGGAGGCUACGGGGGCCAG
Messenger RNA from Coregonus clupeaformis (lake whitefish), 1046 nucleotides. RefSeq names its product death-associated protein kinase 2-like. The annotation marks the transcript as partial. The record is from RefSeq and is a predicted model, not a curated record. Gene Ontology annotation, biological process: intracellular signal transduction; protein phosphorylation; positive regulation of apoptotic process. The transcript has 7 exons. Gene Ontology annotation, cellular component: cytoplasm; nucleus. Lineage: Eukaryota; Metazoa; Chordata; Actinopteri; Salmoniformes; Salmonidae. Gene Ontology annotation, molecular function: protein serine/threonine kinase activity; ATP binding.